CCGUGUUAUAGGUUUGUCUAUUAACGUUGUGUCCUUCAGUAAGCUAGCUAGCUAAAGCUAAUGAUAAGAAUACUUGUUGUUUAGCUAGCUUACUAGAUAGCUAAAUACGUAACCUACAUGCUUGUUCCUAUUUGAGCACGUCAUGUAACCGUUUAGGCUUAAAAGGCUAUAACGUACUGUAAGACGUGUAACCUAAGCUAUAUGUCCUUCAUAAAUAGUUGCCUUCCUUUUUAUAACACGUAAAAGUAGGUAACUAACUAACUGUGAAAUAACUACCCAAAUAAAUGCAUGAAAUACUGUAAAAUAACAAUUAUUAGCUAAUUACGUUGUGUAUAUAUACAUCAGUGUAUAUAUCGGUGUAUGAUGAACAGUUUGUGCAUUGAUUAGUAAUUUAGCAAAGACGUGCUAAAACAGUCUUAUUGGAACUUGUGAACUAUAGAAACUUUAGGUUAGAUGUUCAUAUAUAACUGUGGUUUCGAGAAAACAGCCGUUGCUUGACAGCAAUAUAAGGCAUAUAAACAAAGUAAAACACAACAACGGUUACUUAGCAACAGUACUAUAUGGUAAAUAUACAAAAUACAGCGCAACAAAAAGCUGUCUUGCACAGCAGUAUUACAUGGUAUAUUUGCAAUGUAUAUUAUACAAAUACAGCUUAUAUGACAAAACCAAGCAUUUUGAAUUGAAGGAUUUUUCUUCAGUCAGAGAUUUUAAACCCUAAUCCACAUUUAUUUCUGCAGAUGAUCUGAUAAUGUCCAACAAUUUAGACAGUGUGGUUAUUCGUAUUGCAGUGAUAUGCUGUGAAACGUGUAUUUUUGCAGAAUCACAAAUGCUUUUGUCACAGCUUCUUCAUGAAAUGUGCUGUGUAAAGUCCUGUGUCUGUUAUAUUUUGAGUGAAAUUCAUUUAAAAGUAUAACAUGUUUUGAAUCAAGUAAGAGCUUACUGUGUAUACAGUUUAUUGAGCAAUUUAUUAAGUGUGUUACUUUAAGUUCUAUAGUAAUAUAUUGACUAUAUAGCCAGAUUUUCUACGGUAUUCUUAGUAAAGUUCUAGUAAAUUCAGACAAUUAUUACAGAUUACUACACAUGUAUUCUAGAUAAUGAGGCAGUACUACAGAAAUAUUAGAGAAGGUCUUUAUCUUUAUAGAUUAUAGACAUGGCUCUAGCACUAUGAAAAUCUUGUAGUAAUACUGUGGUGUUUUUGGGUAAAAGAGGUGGUGCAUUCUGCUGUUACUGGAGUUACUGAAUAAGAAUGUAUUGAUUUUGAAAGGACACAUCCAUUGUGCAUGAUUUUACAUAUGAUUAAUUCAUAUAUUUCAUUCAUUUUGCUUCCUCAUGCUGAACCAUAAAGUUGCCAGACAUUCAUGACACAUCCCUUUCAAAUCUGUAUAUGUGGUCAUCUGUUCCUCUUUCGGAACUAAAGAGUUUUCUUCUUUAACAUUUCCCCAUGUCACUAAUGCUGUAAGAGUUACUGGAAGUGUAGAUACUGAGAGAAUGAAUGAAAAUGUGUGUACCAAGAUAAUCACUUCUCUACAUAAUACAUUGAGAUUUGCUUUUGGGACAUGCCAUUGCAAGUAGAUUCUCCUAAAAGAGCAAGCAGAUUAAGGAAAUGGGAAAAUUUCCUGCAUAGCAAAAACAUGACUUGCAAAGCGCUUGCAAAUGCAACCAUGGCUUUUUAUGCUUGAUAGCUAGCUAACCGAGAAAAUAUUACAUGUGAUUUCAUCUGUACAAUUGGCUGCCUUACUGUAGGAGUAGUGUAGUGGGAAAGCAGUUGUCCUUUAUGGCAACUAAAUUUAUUAAUUCAUUCAAAGUGUUGAAAUAAAAGUUAAUUUUGUCACACAGCCAACAAACAGCAAUGUUGAUAUUGUAGCCCCAAAAAUGCUGUCCCCUAAAUCAGGAAUGUAUUAUUGGACCUGGAGCAGCAUUACCAUUAGCGUCUAUAAAUUGCAUAGGGAUUGGCUCAGUGGUGCACAUACUCCUGGUAGUAUGCACUCUGGACCACACUGUUUGCUUUAAGGAAGCUUGUUGUGUCAGUGAUGUUAUAAAAACAGCGUGUUGACGUUAACAAUGCUGAUUGGCUGAUUGAAGAGGGUGGUCAUGUGCACAAUAAUUUAAAAAUCCUACCUUUUUGAAUGCUUAAAGUUCUGCUUAAAGGGGGGGGGGGGUAUAUUUUAUCAAAAAAAGGGUAGUUUUGAAUGGACGUCUGUAAAGAAACCAGGCAGGAUUUAUACUGUUCGGCUGUUGGGACUGGCUGGAUGCAACCGACCAGUCAAACCUCGCCCCUGCUUAAAACUCUCUUGUGUCUCAACACCAGGCAGUCAUUAAGCAACAGACGUUGACUGUUGACAUGCCAUCAGAGCUUUCCAAAAGAAACUGAUUCAUUACUGUUUAUUUCAUUGUUUUCUUACAACUUUGCUAAUGUGCUACAACAGGUCCAGUAGUCAAGGAGAUCAGUUAGUCUUAUCGAAGAUACUUUAGUGUAGGCUUUAAUUAAGAUAAUUACAUCUUUUGAGUUGCACCCAAUUUCCCAUGUGCAAAUCGCCGCCUAGUUUCCAUACAUGGAACAAAUUCUCUUCUAAUAUGUAAAACACUACCAAAAGGGCAUAGCAUAGGUUUUAUGGUUUGAUUUGCAUCUCUUCUCAGAAGGCUUUAGCGUUUAGGUGAGAGAUGAUGAGGUUUUUCCAUUAGUCAUGUGAGUGCAACCUUACCUAUCCUCUAUUGCUUUCUGUUUCUUUGUUGUGCUCACAAAUUUUCACUAGAUGAUUGGGAAAGAAAUCAAGUAAAGAAGGCAAGAAAAACAUUUUGGGAUGUGCCCUUUGUCACUAAUUGAGUGCCACCUGCUGGACAAAACUCGGGCACAUAUUCCUAUUUACCAGUAUCUUAAGAGAUGGACUUAUUCAGUUUGAAUACGAAUUGAAUCAUAGCAAAAGUUUAUUUAGGAUUGUGUGUCAUAAAGUUCAGUAUUUUGUAUGUCUAAUGAGAAUUCCUUUGUUUUUGCUUUCUUGUCUCAAAGGAUGAGCAGCAUUACGGGUAAAUGGAAGGGAAUGGCACGUCUAUCUUUGACCUCCUCUGUGGACUCCAUAUUGCUGGGUAUACCACGGCAGGUACUGUCCGUGUCUAUGGAACCGAAAUACCAGUGCCAGCAGUGCAAGGAGGUUCUUAGGAAGCCCUUUCAAGCCCAGUGUGGACAUCGCUUCUGUGUAUCCUGUUUUAAGCAGCUCACCAGCUGUGGCCCCAUACCCUGUGAAGCCUGCCGUGCUGAGGGUAUAUUUGAAGUGGAUCUUUCUAUGCUUAAUUUUUGUGAGGCAUUUCCAGACAAUGCUGCUCGGAGAGAAAUUGAUAGCUUGCCUGCAAAAUGCCCAAACGAAGGCUGUAGUUGGACUGGAACACUGAAAGACUAUGAGGUGCAGCACGAAGGCCGAUGUGAGUUUGAGCGUGUGAAGUGUGAAGCAUGCCAAAUGUUUAUCCUACUUACUGACAAAGACCGUCACAAUGAGAGAGAGUGUGAAGCCAGGACUCUGAACUGCAAGUACUGCAAAGUCUCCUUCAGCUUCAAAGACAUUAAGGCUCAUGAUGAAAUUUGCCAGAAAUUUCCCAUCCAGUGCAAAGACUGCGGUAAAAAGAAGAUCCCCAGAGAAAAGUUUCCUGAGCAUAGCAAAUCAUGUGCAAAGUCCAAGUCUGCUUGUCAGUUCAGCGAAAUUGGCUGCAGGGCAGUGGUUGACAAUGGCAAACAGCACGAACACGAGCAGACCAGUAUCACUGAGCACCUGCGGCUCAUGCUGGCCGUACUGUCUUCUGUGCGUUUACACUCUGAUGGGCCAGGAGAAUGGCAGGAGGACUCUGGUCUUGGGCUGUACCGCGGACCUGAAGAUGCAGCUCCGCCAGGGGUCCACGCUGCUGCCCAUAAUGUAGCGGGAGGUCCCAGUGUGCAACAAAAGAUGACAGCACUGGAGAACAUAGUGUGUGUAUUGAAUCGAGAGGUGGAACGCACUGCCCUCAGACUGGAAGCUUUAACGCGCCAGCACCAGUUGGACCAGGAGAAGAUCGAGAACUUAUCCAACAAGGUGCGUCAGCUAGAGCGAACCCUGACCAUGCGUGAUUUGCAGCUGGCUGAAUCUGAACAGGCUCUACGAGAACUACAGUUCUGCACUUACGAUGGUGUGUUCGUUUGGAAAAUAUCAGACUUCUCUCGCCGCAGGCAAGACGCUCUAGCUGGCCGUUCCCCUGCCAUGUUCUCACCAGCCUUCUAUUCCAGUAAGUAUGGCUAUAAGAUGUGUUUGAGGCUGUAUUUGAACGGAGACGGCACAGGCAGAGGUACACACCUCUCACUCUUCUUCGUGGUGAUGAGGGGAAAAUAUGAUGCUCUGCUCAAGUGGCCUUUCAGCCAAAAGGUAACUCUGAUGCUGUUAGACCAGAAUAACCGUGAGCACAUCAUCGAUGCUUUCAGACCUGACAUCAGCUCCACAUCUUUUCAAAGGCCAAUUAGUGAGAUGAAUAUCGCCAGUGGCUGCCCACUCUUCUGCCCCCUAGCUAAGUUGGCAGGCAAGAGUUCCUAUCUGCGAGAUGAUACCAUUUUCAUUAAAGCAAUAGUAGAUCUUACUGGGCUGUAGUGAGUGAUGCAACAGACUGAACUGUGUGUGUGUGUGUGUGUGUGUGUGUGUGUGUGUGUGUGU
This is a messenger RNA of Pygocentrus nattereri (red-bellied piranha), 4667 nucleotides long. It is a transcript of the gene traf2b, whose product is annotated as Tnf receptor-associated factor 2b. Gene Ontology annotation, biological process: positive regulation of JNK cascade; regulation of apoptotic process; tumor necrosis factor-mediated signaling pathway. Bases 2964 to 4604 code for a protein of 546 amino acids. The transcript is spliced from 10 exons. Gene Ontology annotation, cellular component: cytoplasmic side of plasma membrane; plasma membrane signaling receptor complex. The record is from RefSeq and is a predicted model, not a curated record. Gene Ontology annotation, molecular function: ubiquitin protein ligase binding; tumor necrosis factor receptor binding; ubiquitin-protein transferase activity. NCBI's taxonomy places the organism in Eukaryota, Metazoa, Chordata, Actinopteri, Characiformes, Serrasalmidae.